This is a messenger RNA of Ictidomys tridecemlineatus (thirteen-lined ground squirrel), 4081 nucleotides long. It is a transcript of the gene Kcnk10, whose product is annotated as potassium two pore domain channel subfamily K member 10. NCBI's taxonomy places the organism in Eukaryota, Metazoa, Chordata, Mammalia, Rodentia, Sciuridae. The record is from RefSeq and is a predicted model, not a curated record. Gene Ontology annotation, molecular function: outward rectifier potassium channel activity; potassium ion leak channel activity. Gene Ontology annotation, biological process: stabilization of membrane potential; potassium ion transmembrane transport. Gene Ontology annotation, cellular component: plasma membrane.
UUAAUCCCCAAUCAGAGGUUUGAGUCAUCAAAAUAAAUCUGCAGGAUUUACUCACAGAGUUUAUUAUUGAGCAGCUCAGCUUCAGUUUCCAGGGAUAUGAUAUAUGACACCUUCUGCCCUUUGACUGCUGAUGUGUCUCCUGAUCUCCAAAGCCAAAGCAGAGUCCAAGAUUAGGGCAACAUCUAUUUAAGGGUGUGUUUUUGCAGGUGCUGGUUGGCACAUGACGACUGAAGGUAGGGAUGAUUCAAUGCUGAGAACAAUGUGGAAACUUCACUGGGGAAAGAAAACACUUCUGGUAGGAGAAGUUCAAGUUGACAUGCAUGUAUAAUAACUCCAUCAAUUUCCCCCAUGAGGGGGUAUACACAAGGACGUGCGUGAGCGCGUGCGGAGCUGGGGGAUAUCUCUGAAAGAUGACUUGGAAACCCGACUGCGGUUCUUUGGAGAAGAGGAUUUAAAGGUUUCUGGCCUGCCCGGAAGAGACGCAAGACUGGGAUUUCUUCUGGAUUUUAGGAAGGAUGAGACCCAAGACCGAUGAAUGCAUUCAUUCGGAUAUUGGUGAAUUCAGAGUAGCUUGUGAUCAGAUCCACCCCUCCCCCUGAGGUUUGCGGCGCCGGCACGAAGCAGGAUUCCCCAAGCUCCAUCCCUCGCGGCGAUUCGCUGUCCCAGGAAAUUCUCCUUUCCCAACUCGGGAUCGGUGUUCCUGACGCGCCACCCCGAGACCUCCCUGGCUGCAGGCUUCACCCGCUUCCCGUCUCACUGCCAGUUCGGGCUGCAGCGAGGGGAGAGGGCUUAAGAGCGGGUCAACUCCGGGAAAACUUGGUCGCCAGACAGAACUGGGGUUUUCGGGCUUCCCCGGCCCUCCCACGCCGGGUCACACAGCCAGCCUUAAAGUGGCGCGGCAACUGUCGCUGCUGUCCGCCAGGCAGGUUCUGAGCUGCAGAGACCCCGGCGACCGGCAGCGCCGCUUCAGCACCGAAUGCUCCCGGGACGUGGCCGCCGCCAUCCAGGGGCUCCUGGCGGGGGACAGCGGGUGCCAGGAGACUUUGCGCCACGAUGCUUUGUUUUCCUGCCGCAGGAACGCGAGGCGGUUGCUCUCCACCAGACUUAACCCGCCCGCAGCAAUAGCCAUGGAAGUUGCAGCGGCGGCGCAGAACCAGAGGGGACCCGGUGGCGCGGCAUCUUUUUUGGAUGUUUCUCCUCCUCACGGGCCACUUCUUUCCUCCUUUGGUGGCCGUUCCUGCAGCAGCCCCGCCGGUGUGUCAGCCCAAGAGCACCACUAACGGGCACCAACCCCACCCGGCUCCUCGCCUCUCCAUUUCCUCCCGCGCCACGGUGGUAGCCAGAAUGGAAGGCGCCUCCCAGGGGGGCCUGCAGACCGUCAUGAAGUGGAAGACCGUGGUUGCCAUCUUUGUGGUCGUGGUGGUCUACCUCGUCACGGGAGGUCUCGUCUUCCGGGCACUGGAGCAGCCCUUUGAGAGCAGCCAGAAGAACACCAUCGCCCUGGAGAAGGCGGAAUUCCUGCGGGAUCACAUCUGCGUGAGUCCCCAGGAGCUGGAGACGUUGAUCCAGCACGCCCUUGAUGCUGACAACGCGGGAGUCAGUCCCAUAGGAAACUCCUCCAACAGCAACAGUCACUGGGACCUGGGAAGUGCCUUUUUCUUUGCUGGAACCGUCAUCACCACCAUAGGGUAUGGGAAUAUUGCUCCAAGCACUGAAGGAGGCAAAAUCUUUUGUAUUUUAUAUGCCAUCUUUGGGAUUCCACUCUUUGGUUUCUUAUUGGCUGGAAUUGGAGACCAACUUGGAACCAUCUUUGGGAAAAGCAUUGCAAGAGUGGAGAAGGUCUUUCGAAAAAAGCAAGUGAGUCAGACCAAGAUCCGGGUCAUCUCAACCAUCCUGUUCAUCUUGGCUGGCUGUGUUGUGUUUGUGACGAUCCCUGCUGUCAUUUUUAAAUACAUCGAGGGAUGGACGGCCUUGGAAUCCAUUUAUUUUGUGGUGGUCACUCUGACCACGGUGGGAUUUGGUGAUUUUGUGGCAGGGGGAAACGCUGGCAUCAAUUACCGGGAGUGGUAUAAGCCCCUAGUGUGGUUUUGGAUCCUGGUUGGCCUUGCCUACUUUGCAGCUGUCCUCAGUAUGAUCGGAGACUGGCUGCGGGUUCUAUCCAAAAAGACAAAAGAAGAGGUCGGUGAGAUCAAGGCCCACGCAGCCGAGUGGAAGGCCAACGUGACGGCCGAGUUCCGGGAGACCAGGCGGCGCCUCAGCGUGGAGAUCCACGACAAGCUGCAGCGGGCAGCCACCAUCCGCAGCAUGGAGCGCCGGCGCCUGGGCCUGGACCAGCGGGCCCACUCGCUGGACAUGCUGUCUCCAGAAAAACGCUCCGUCUUCGCCGCCCUGGACGGUGGCCGCUUCAAGGCCUCUUCCCAGGAGAGUAUCAACAACCGGCCCAACAACCUGCGCCUUAAGGGGUCGGAGCAGCUCAAUAAGCACGGACAAGGGGCCUCCGAGGACAACAUCAUCAACAAGUUCGGGUCCACGUCCAAACUCACCAAGAGGAAAAACAAAGACCUCAAAAAGACCUUGCCUGAGGAUGUGCAGAAAAUCUACAAGACCUUCCGGAAUUACUCUCUGGAUGAAGAGAAGAAGGAGGAGGAGACAGAAAAGAUGUGUAACUCGGACAACUCCAGCACAGCCAUGCUGACCGAGUGCAUCCAGCCUCAGGCUGAGCUGGAGAACGGAAUGGUACCCACAGACACCAAAGACAGGGAGCUUGAGAACAACUCGUUACUUGAAGACAGAAACUAAACGUCAAAGAUGUUGGACUUGGACUAAGCAUUGUGUGGUCUUUUUUUUUUUUUUUUAAAUAUUAUAUAUAUAUAUAUAUAUUCACACUGAGACACGUGCCUUAAACAGACUUCUUAUUAGUCCAAAAUUACAUAGCAUUGAAAAAUAUAUUUCACUGUGCCAUAAACGACUGAAAGCUUGCUCUGCCAAAAUGAGUCCAAGAACAAGAGGUUCAUUUCAGAUAGCAGCCGCAGGACACACCGGGGGCUCGCGCUCCUGCACACAGCAAGCAGGUGCACGUGGCAGGCUCCACCACAGGUGGGAAGGUGGAUGCAGUACCACCGUGCAGCACUGCCCUGGCACAACACCUAGACAAGGGCAGCUGUUCCUUAGGCCAGCCUCCGACAGGAACAGUUGUGUCUUUUAGGUUUCCUCAACUUACCAUCCGUGAUAUGUCACACGGUGGUGGCGGGGGCUGUUCGCUGGUGAGCUGGGAACUAACUGCAACUAGGUUUAGAGCUGACGUUUUGGCAUGUGCUCUGAGCUUGAAUUUUGAUACAAACCAUUCCUUGCGUAAUACCUACUCUUUCUGAGCUCCAAAUGAAUGUCCGUGGGACCCGAGAGCACCUGGAAUUUGUUGGAAGUGGAUCAGAGCACACAUAUUAAAAGGUGCAAUUGCUUUUUCUCAUUACAAAAGAAAAAAAAAAAACAACCACAAACCCAUCACACUGUGGAGAUCACCUUAUCCGCUGACAGAAGCCCACUGAGUAGUGUCCUUCUCACAGGGGCCGGUCACCCGAGUGCACCUGGCUGCAUUGGUGGAGACUCAGCCUCAACCACUGCAUGGUUACCAGCGAAUCGUGCGCUUUCCUCAGUGGGUGUGAUGGUGAAAAUGAACUGAUUUUGAGACGUCGACGUUCACUUUUCUAUGGGGUGACUUCAGUGAUAACUCGUUUUGAUAAGAGGGGGGAACAUACCAAAACUAUUGCCUUGCAUGAUGCCAGUGGCUUGCUGUUCUGUCCAGCCGAUUCUCAAUUUUUAUAAAAAUAGACAUCCUGCAUUUCUGAGACGUACCGAAGAGGACCAUGGCAUCUUUCCAUCUCAGGGCUUCUUGUCCCUUUGGGUGUCUUAGGGUAGACAUAGUCUUGAGACCCAAUCUUGCUACUUCCAAACACAAGGAAAAAUAACCCCUCAACCACCCCCUGCUUAGUAAGAUUGAAAUGUUUUAAUUGCUUGCAGUUAAGUGCCAUUAAUGUCAUCUAAAAAGUAAUACUUAAAGGAAACAUUUAAAGUAUUUUGUUCA